GAGCAAGCGUGAACAUCCAGCGUAGGUAGACGGAUCACCGGACAACACUGCUGUGGCUGCUGCUACAAGUCAGAGCAGAGGGAACCGGGUGAGAAACAGAGAGGGAGAUUCAGACGUACGAGGAGAGAAAAGGAGUAUAGCGGGUGAGCGUGGUAACUUGUUUGGGCAACAGGAGCCUGUGACAGCCAGGAAGAGAAAAGCAGAACGGGAGGAGAUGCUGUGAGGAAGAGUGCCAAGUGAUGGAGGGGGAAGAAGCCAGCAGGCGAGCACAAUUAGUCAGAAUGGAUGACCAGGACAGAGUAAGCCAAGCGUCCAGCGUUGCCACGGUUUCCUUCUUCCCUAUUGCAAAGGAAUGUGAUGGGAAGGUGCAAACAUUUGGGAAAAGAUGUCAAGCUGCAAAGAGAGACCCCAACUGUCCUGUGGUCAUCAGAGGGUGGCUCAACAAAAAGGACAGCUCGGGUUUGAAGCUAUGGAAGAGAAGGUGGUUCGUCCUCUCCAACUACUGUCUGUUUUACUAUAAAGACAGUAGAGAAGAAUCUGUGCUCGGCAGCAUCCCGCUCCCCAGCUACAAAAUCCUGUUCUGUACACCACGAGAAUGCAAGAACAGAAAGUUCACCUUCAAGGUGGUGCACCAGGGAAUGCGCUCUUAUUUCUUCAGUGCCGACACGCAGGAGGACAUGUUGGGUUGGGUCCGAGCCCUCAGUCAGUCUGCAACAAUGGAGCAGGACAGCUCUCUGAACAGGCGCUGCUCAAGUUAUCAGGACUUCACACAGAUAGGUGGCAGCACUGAAUCCGUGGACUUCCCUAAACCCCCCUCUGAUGGAGAGGGUCCCUCCCAGAGACACAGGCACGUCAGCCGCGCUCUGAGCGAACCCAGUCAUCUGAGCGGUGGGAGGAUGGGGACUUCUCGCUCAGAGCCGAGGGGAAGGCGGAGCGUGCGUCAGAGAAACAGCAGAACACCCAGCCCGCCUGAGUUUGGCAGAAGAAGAGCAUAUGGUCCAAACCAAGAGGAGGAUUCUCUUCCUGGCCACAACACACCACCCACUCAGACAGAAAUUAUGGGAACAGGUUCUCUGACCUCCAAGGGUCAGCUGGGGUCACGACCUCACACACCAGUGGGGAGGGUUGACAUUCGACCUCACGAUGACAUGGUGCCGCAGACUCUGUUCUACGCGCCUGCCUCGCCUAACCUGGAGUUCAAAUCCACACCUACCACUCCAGUCACAGAGCGGUGGCAGAACCUGAGCAAGCCCACACCUACAUAUGGUUCUGUCCAUCACAUCGCGAGCGGGAGAAGACCUUUAGGAAAGAGCUACUCCACGGGGGCACAUGCAGACUUACUGCCCCCUUUGCCCCCCUCAUCAAGGGCAGCACAUGCUCCCCACCCCCCACACCACCACCACCACCACCAUCAUCACCAUCUCCGCAGCAAUUUAUCUGUUUGUGUGCUACCGCCAGCUAUGGCCCCAAAACCUGAUCCGAGAGAAACCCCACCAAUCAGGCCUCUUGAAAGCGAUGCAGAUGCUGUGUUGACGAGGUUGUGUGGGUGUGACAAGCUGCUGCAGUCUCUCUCUAUCGAACUGGCCCAGCUCCAAUUGGAUAAGGAUAGUGUCCAUUGUGCAUUAGAGGUGUCCAGACUGCAGCUGGAGGAGUGGAAGAGUCAGGGUCUCAGGGCCCACGAAGAAGCACUUGCCCAGAAGGCUUUGCUGCAGGAAGAGCUGGUCACAAUCCGAGCCAGGAUGUGCGAUGUUUCAUUGGAAAUGGAGCGAGUGUGGAGCCAAUAUGAGAGAAUGGAGAGUGAACUGUCUGUCAUCCGCUCACACCUUCAGCACAUCUGUAACUUUGGAAUUCCACAGGAGCAGUCUCAGGCCCAGAGGGAGCUGUGGAUGAUGGAGGACAUCUUGGCUGGACUAAAAAUCAACAGAGACAACUUCCGCUUCCUUUUGGGACUACAAAGGCACCACGCGUUUCAGCCAACGUCUCCACAUCCUGGAUCUCCCGGCUCACCCACAGAGACGCUGCACAGCGGACUGCCUAUGGAUAUGGAGCAAGAACCACCACUUCGCCCACCGUUACCCCAGGAGCUACAGGAAAUCCAGCAGAGAAGAGAUCUGGGUCAUGGCUGGAUAGAGUCGCCAUACGAGGGAAUCUACAGCCACGCUGUUGAUCCUAUACAGAGAAGAGGAAACAGCCAGCCUGACCUCCUUAAUGUGAAAGCACAGAAAGACUCAUUCGAAUCUGGUUCCAAGUGGAUCCCACCAGAUGCAGGAAGCCAAUCAACCAAGAAGAUGAAGAUGAGCGAAGAGGAGCAGAUUGAGCGGAUGAAGAAAAAUAAGGAGAGGUUGUCUAAUAGGAAGAAACCCCCCCUACCUUCUCCAAGCUCCCAAAGCGAGAGUUCAGGGACAAGGGACGAGGCACCCUUUCCUCUAAGGGUGACACGAGUUGUUACAGCUGUCCUACCUACCUCUCUAGUGGCCAGACGGGUUUCCGUUGAGGACCCCCCGCCUGAGCUGGACAACCCACUUCCCGAGCAGAUACCACCUGAGAGGCAGGAAAGAUUGACUGAGCAGGGCAAAAAAGUGUUCAACAAGUCACCAAGGCAUUUGGUGCUGGACAGUCCUGAACAAAACCGGUUCUGGGAAAAUAUGCACCAGGAUCAGCCAGCAGUUAAAAAGACAACCAGAAAGCAAAAUCAGGGAGUACUAAGGACCUCCAAGAAAGACAUGCAGUCAGAAGCAAGCAGAGGAGAGGCUACAGUGGUCUCAAGAAAUCGUAGUCGAGACCAGGCAGGUUUAGGAAAUGGAAAUGCAAGCUUGGACCUCAGGGCAGAGAAUCAACAGGCAUCCCUCCUGACCCCUGACAUGGAGCCUGACCUCUGUCUGACCCCUGAACAACGAGAGGCAAAACUGCGACGAGUGGAACGAAUACGGGAAAGGGUCAUUAGGAGUGCAGCCAGAGAGAGUUCUACUACACAGAAUCAAAUGCCAGUCAGGAGGGAGGAAGUUCAUCAGAUGCCACUUGACACAGCUAGAAAACAGAGGAUACAACCAGACCAUGAAUCUAACGAUGGCUAUGGAAGCUGUGGGGAUAACACCAGAAGUCCCAUAGAGCUUCAACCUGCCGGACCAUCUCUUGAUGAAGAUGAAAGAAAAUGGCAUGUUAAAAAAUCUAAAACUCAGAUCAGAUUUGGGAACAAGACACAACAGAAAGACCACAGUGGAAGAGCAGGGGUUGCCAAAAAUAAAAUCAAACGCCCAGAUUCCCCCUAUCAUGUCUCAUCUAUGACUGUCUACCAAAAAGAUGAAGGCAAGGGCUUUUCAAGUUGCAAGGAUGGACAGGAGCAAGAACUCGAAGAAACUGUUGCUGAUGAAAAUGAUUUUCCAUCCUCGGAUCUUAGGGCCAAAUGGUUCCUCUCCACCAAUCAGUGGCAAGGGUUCAUGCCUUUGCAGAUCCCUGGCAUCGACUCAUUGGGCAACGAGGAGAUUUUCGACAUGGAGAACCAACCAGCAAGCAUAGAUGACAAGACUGAUUCCAAUGAAAUGUUAUCCACAGUCAGUGAGAGCUUAGAGAAAAUGAAAGAAAACCACUCACUCUUUUACAAAAUUGCUUGUGACAUUAGUAUUUCGGACUCAGAUAUUACCAAGAAUGAUGGAAAUUCAAUCACCCAAACGUCUUCUAAGCCAGAAGAAGAAGAAAAACUACUUAUUAUGGAAUCUGUGCCAGGUGAAACGGUUGAUAAUGUUGUUGGUUCUACCAACCAAGAAAUCAAGGAUUCCAGCCUCCAUUUGCCAGCAGAUGUGGAUGAAAAUGGAAUGAAGGUUAACAACAAUCUCCAAGAUUUGAAAGAGGAAAGCCAGGACAAAGCAGUGUUAAAUACCUCAGCCAGUCCAACAAACGAAGCCCUUGUUAAUGAAGAGACCCCCCAAAAAGAAGGUGAAGACACCUCAAGGCAAGAAAUCGAGUUGAAAGUUCGAGAAACUAUUGAAGGAGUUCCUGUUCAGGACAUGGAUUCUAAUCAGGUCCUGGUUGAAAGUCUAAGGUCAAGAGAAGAACACAGUGGGUCAAAAGAGUCAGAAGUCAAGAAGAUGGACCAAGAGAGUUCUGAAGAGCCAAAGAAAUGUUUAAAUGAAGAGAAUGAAGAGACAAGCGACAACCACUCCAUCACUCCAUCCAGCUCUGUGUUUGAGGAGGGAAAAGUGAUUCGGAGUGCCUCUUUUGGGAAAGCACGUGUUACAAUAUUAAGGACGAGUUUGUAGAAGUAUGAACAAAGUUGGCUUAAGGAGAUUAAAUGAACGAACUUGGGAAGGACAAGAACACAGUGAAGUAAUAUAUGGAAAAGGAUGAUGAUGAGAAGGACAUUAAGUGAUUGAAGGAAUUCAGACCUAACUUUGAAUUAGUAAUGGAAAGAAUGGGAACAUAAAAUGUCAGGAAAAUGUCAUUUUGUUGGUUUACUUGAACAUUUCCAUUAUUUGUAAUGUGAAGUUUGAAAUGGAUGCAGAUCAAAAAGAAUGUCUUAAACAUAUUUCAUGAAAUCAAAAAUUGUGUAUGCACCAAUACUUUAUUUAGUGUUGCAGUUAAAGUUUAACACUUUCAUUCCUUUUCAAACACAUAAAUUUAGCAACAUAACGCAGAAUUUAUACAUAAUUGCUGCGUGUGGAUGGCAACAUAACCCUGUAAUCGUCACUGUAACAAAAUGUGUUUUGUAUCUCAAAUAUACUGAUUAAUAAAUAUGCUGAGUGUCUGAUAUAA
Labrus mixtus (cuckoo wrasse) is the source of this 4749-nucleotide messenger RNA. It is a transcript of the gene plekha4, whose product is annotated as pleckstrin homology domain-containing family A member 4. NCBI's taxonomy places the organism in Eukaryota, Metazoa, Chordata, Actinopteri, Labriformes, Labridae. Bases 240 to 4256 code for a protein of 1338 amino acids. The record is from RefSeq and is a predicted model, not a curated record. The transcript is spliced from 24 exons.